Messenger RNA from Electrophorus electricus (electric eel), 6251 nucleotides. The record is from RefSeq and is a predicted model, not a curated record. NCBI's taxonomy places the organism in Eukaryota, Metazoa, Chordata, Actinopteri, Gymnotiformes, Gymnotidae.
AGGCGGCCUGGGUCAGUUCUAGCCGUGUUUGUGUAUAAAAUGCUGCUAGCUAUCUUGAGACGGCUAACGCUAGCUAGCAUAGCCAGCCGGGCGUUGGGAUCCCAGCUAAUAGAGGUAGGUUAGCCGUCCCGAAGUGCCAGCGUUAGGGGCCAAACUGGCUCUUAAAGGUUUCCGAUCUAUCAGCUCUGACCGGGUGUGACAGCGGCAGAUGGCAGUGCCAGACCGAAACCGUCCGUGGUCUGAGACUCAUUAAAAAGUGACCGACGGAGAGGUGAUAUGGAACAGCCCCUCGGUAACUCGGAUGGUUUACAGCCUCAGGAACUCUCAUCCGCUUGCAACCUGCCCAGUGUGUUUGACCUGACGAGGAACGGCGAAGAAUGUCUUUUGAAAGCCAACUCUAUAGAUGCCUUGCACGUUGUCCAGCCCCCGAGUUGGUAUGUGAGUUCUGGGACCAGCAAUGGGAUGGCACUCCCAGAAAAUGAUCCAAACCACUCAUCACAGCCUAAUGACCAGACACAACCAGACAAUGCGUUUUCCAAUACAACUGUCACACUCUCUUAUGUGAGCAGGUCUCAUGUCUUUUCUACCCAAAACACUCUCUCUCAGCAUUCCCAGCUUAUUGGGGUUCCGAUAAGCAAGACCUUCUCUCUACAUCCCACUGUAUACGAUGCUAGCCAGUUGGCUGGCACAGAUGGAGCUCCGCUUUGUGUGGAGAUGGACCAGCACUACCUCCAGCAGGUCUCCGUACCUGUUGGGUUAGCCGCCUGUGCCAGCUCCUUUGAGUUUGUCACACCAGCUCAAGUUGUUGAGAAUGUCGCAGGGCUCUGUUAUCUUCCACAGGUUCAUGAGGUCAGUGGCAUACAGGAUGUUGAGAGCCUUGCUCUGGAAACGCUCAGAUCUUUACAACAGAGCAGCCCUGCUGAAUGUAAGAUUCCUCUCAGCCUCGGCCAAAUGCAGAAUGGCGGAGUCGGCAGUUUGUGGAAUCCAGGAUCUUUUGAUGGGAGCUUUCCAAGUGGUCAUGUUGUAGACGCUGAGGAUCAGCAUAGGAACGGCAACCCUGAAGUACUCUUUUUGAUAUCCAGAUCUGAGGAACCAGUUAUUUUACAAAGCAAUCAGGGGCCUGCUGGCCUGGCCAUGUCUUUAUCCCAGGACUUCAUUAAUGCACCGGAGGAUCCACUGUCACCCGCCGUUGCCUCACAGAACGACAUAAAGGACGUUUUCAUUCUGCCACAGACUGCAAAGUCUCCAAGUGAAGAGAACGCUUAUAACACUAGGCCAGAGGAAGUGAGUAAUGGGGAGGCGCAUCCAGCGCCAUGUGUGGAAGAAACAGAAUCGUCAUCUCUUACUGAUGUUGCAGAAGGAUUCAGCACCAGCAUUAACAGUGAACUAAUGGGCAGUAUGGUUGACCCAUGCCAGACAGAGCAGUCAGAACAGAACAGUGAUUUAUUUGAGGUAAAAGAAGAGAGCUCAAUAGGACACAAGUUAGAAAGUACAGCACUUGUAAGAAAAGAACUUCCUCUAAGAACUAGAAGAGGGAUGAGGUUGGAGACCAUUGUUCAGAAUAUCUACCCUACCAGGUACAAAUGUAGUUAUGUUUCUUCCAUAAAAAAAUCUCAAUUUGUUGACACUCUGGCAGAUCAUACUGCUCAUCCGGACUCUAAACAGCAUGUUUCUUUUGACCACAGUAUUCAGGGCAUUAUGGAGGUUGCAUUGUGCUCUGUGGAGGCGGGGACUGAACCCAGUGAAACUACAGCACGAUUACAGGAGGAAGACGAAGAAGAAACAGGUGUCGCUGACUUGAACACACCUGAAUGCACAGUAUCUACCUCAUCAUCAGAAAGUGUUUCGAAACAUUUACUAGAUGACACAUCACCAGAUGUGUCACUCAAGCAGACUAAAUAUGACAAGAAUGCAAAGAAGAGACAAAAAGUUUCAACUAAGUGCCAGGUAAGCACAGGAAAGCAGACAGAGAGGCCUAUUCCAGAGCUUUGUAGGAAAAGGCCCUCAAAGCAGCAAAUGGUAAAUAUGGGUACCCAAGGGUUGCCGACAACAAAGAAAGUCCAUGCCUCCAAAAAGAAAAGGAAAAAACACAAAGUGGGCCAAGCUUCCAUUUUCACUCCCCAGGAGCCAGAGAUAAAACUGAAAUAUGCCAACUAUAAGGACGAGCGAAGGGAGAGGCGAGACGAGACCUUUUCGCCUUUUGUCCACGUGGAGCUGAGGGAGUACCCUAUGUGCACGGUCGUCAAUUACCCUGAGGAGAGUGCCAGGCUGAUCAGAGGUAAGCAACAGCCUCCCUCAGGGUUUGCGUCGGGCACCGUUCCCACGACGCCCUGCCUGCAGUACAGCCGCAUCUCCGUGGAGGCCUCUCGGCAGGCCACCCUCGUGUGCUGUCUCUGUGGAGGCCCUGCCAAUGCUCUGGACCUGGGGGACCUGCACGGGCCUUACUAUCCUGAGGGUAUCAGGCCCACGUCGAGAACCCCGGCUGGGCCAGCGGAGCGAAGAGGGGAGAACUCCAGUGACUCGGACUCCUAUCACGCCACUGAAGACAGCAAGCAUGCGGCUCUUGUGCUGGGCUGCUGGACUCGAAAGGACCACCACAAGCUCCGGGAAGCGGUAGCUCUAGGGGCCUGUUCCAGACGGACCAUCGAGGGUGGUCUUGCAUGCAGCCCCAUGGCGAAAACGCCCAAGACAGAGGCUGUUGCAGACUGGUUCAGCCCCCCUGUUGUGGCCCUGGAAACCAGAGAGUUCUGGCUCCAUGAGGACUGCUGCAUAUGGUCAGCAGGUGUCUUUCUUGUGAGAGGGAAGCUGUAUGGGCUUGAGCAAGCCAUUAAGAUGGCAAAGGAGACAAUUUGCUCCUGUUGUUAUCAAACAGGAGCUACACUGGGCUGCUUUUUCAAAGGCUGCCCCAACAAGUAUCACUACAUUUGCGCAGUGCAGUCAGGCUGUGUUCUAAAUGAGGAAAACUUCUCAAUGAAAUGCAGGAAGCAUAAGUACAGUCUGCCAAGUCGUGCUCCGUGCAAGCGUCUUUCAGCUCUGUCAGCAGUUUCCAUCUCCCCUUUGUCCAUCAGAACAGAUCCGUCAAAAGCGUAUCAAAUGAUGACCAGAACAGCAGGUGACGGGGAGAGAAGAUGCAGCGCACGGUACCUGCAUCCCGCACAUCAUCAGUUUUCAAAAGGACGUGAUUGGGAAGGACAAGUGGAGGGAAACGCACUCGCGUGCUUAACCCACAACAUCUCUGUUCUGCUCAGCAGGUUUAUCUCUGCUGCUCAGACUCGCUCUGCCGUGAGGCUGCCGCGCUCCGAGAUGGCAAACGACUCUGAACCGACAGAAGCGGCUCUCUGCAAAGGCGACACCCGUGUACCUUAAUGCUUUCUCUUACCGCUGCACUGUCCCUGAUGCUACUUUCCAACUUUAGCCACACCCACAUAGAUUUCGGCGGCACCACUACAGUUUUUGCGAGGUUAAGGGCUGUCUACCAAGUCACAAGUGAAGCCUAGUUGUGGACUGAAAGGAAUUCUCAAUGGAGAAUCGCCAUUGGGAAUGGGACCUUCUCUAGAAUAUUUCUUAUAUUUCAGUGAGCUAUGUAAUAAAUUAGCUGUAGUCUAUGAGAUUAAAUUGCACAUUUAUAGGCCUCAAAGACAAAUCUGCGAAACCUAAACCACAGCACAAAGCCAAUCUACUAACAUUUGGAAAUUGUGUAUUUUGUAGCGCAAUUGCUUAGAACUUAUUUAUUACAUUUGGGAUAAAAGUAAAUUGUAGGUUUUCAGUUCUGAAAACUGAAAGUCAUUUGUGUACUUGUUAAUUUAAAAAGUAAAUUUAUUCUGAAGAUUCAGUUCUUCAGAUGACAUUUGUAAUGGGCAACACAGUGUUUCUGAUGAAUCACACGUUCACUAGAUUAAUUGUCUGAAAAACACAUUACAUCACUUUCAUUUUAUGGAAGCCUGUGCAGACGUCGGUUGUCCUGUGUAAUAAGUGGAGGAAGCAGGUCCUCUUCAGCAGGGCUCUCGCGGCUGUGUCACACCUGUCCAGACCUCUUUCACCUAUAAUGAAGUCCUCUGUCCUUUAUCUGUAGAGGUCAAAAAUGUGCGCGUGUUGAACUUUUGUACAUCAGCAUUUCAUUGCCUAAUAACAUACGAGUCCUUGUAGUCGUUUCUCUGUGUUUGUAAAUGGACUCGUGGAUUUUAUUCCUCCCAGCGCUCUGAAAAGAGGGCAGUAACUACACGCACUUUGAAGGCAUCUCAAAUAGCAGAGUGUUUAACCAUCAAUACUCCCACAAUAUUGUCUUGCAUUCUCUUAAGCCCAAAAUGUUCAUCCCAGCACUCCUGCAAAUAGAACUGGAUACAAGAGUAACGUAGUAUUUGUCAUUUCUGAUGCUAUGCAGACACAAUCACACAUGCAGAAUGUUUGGCUUGUUAGCAGGUGUUUUAUGUCCUGUUAGGAAGUGCAUGCUGCAUCCUGAGAAGUGUUGAUUCUGCUUAAUUAUCACAAUUAUCCAUUUGUUUCAAUAUAAAAUAUUUGCAGCACAGAGAUUAAGUGGGUUAAUAGAAAAUAAUUAGAAGCAGAGUCUUGUACCCCAAAGUUGUUCACGCCGUUUGGGGCUAGUGUUUAAGUUCUGUACUUUAGUAUUAAAACCAUUACCAAGAUGAGCACAUCUGAAGCAGUGAGAGGUUGCUCCGAAUAAUGUGUAUGACUGCCUGCUGUCAUGUUAGGAUGGGGAUCAUUGUUGGGCAUGUCCACGAGUGUCCCCCUGUAUCUGUGUUGUGUGCCACAUGCAUCUCAUUGUCUGUAUUUAUGCAAGUGUUGCUGCAAAUGGAAUUGAAUUCAGCUUUGAUUUUAGCACCACAGAAAUCUUGAGCUUCACAUCACACAACCGUCCUGAAAUGUACCAAACAUGUACUCUGUGCUUUUUGCUCUGUUGUCCCUUUUUCAAAAAUGUAUAUUUCACAUAUUUUUAAAUGGAAAUAAUUCAGAUGUUCUCAGGGUUGAAACUCGUAUUUCUUUUGCAUAUUUUUAUUCCCAAAGUUAUUUAUCAACAUUUCCAGGACAUUCCCAGUUAUUGCCAAAUAAUAAAGUGGCUGCUUGUUGGAGCUCCCACAGCUGCGCAUGCGUGUUAUGUCUGGCCUUCACAGUCCUACUCUGUUUUCUUCUCCUGUAACCCACAGUAGUUGUUUUCUUGAAGCAUUUUUGCAUGUGUGUAACUGGAACUGUAGCGCAAUAUUUGUUUAAAUGCUAAAUGUGUGUGUGUGUUGCUUUAUAAGUUUUGGUUUGUUUGUUUGAGUACAUAAUCUAGAAAUGUUAACUACAACCAAAAAAGGCAGCAACACUCACAAAACGGUAACAAGCAUGAGCAGAAUUCACAUUUUCCUUUUCCUUUUUUUAAUUUAUUUAUUAAGUUUUAACUUGGAGGAAGACUUGUAUUGCGAAGACAGAACUGGACUAAAAUUUGGGUGGGUGUUGCUCACUGAGUGAAAACCCACUUAUAGUGCGCAAGUCUUCGUUGUCCAAAUGCACACUGCUAGGCGUUUUGUGUCUUAGCACACUGACGGAUCAAAAGGUCAUCAGCAUAUUUUUGACAUGUCUUGACCAACUAUAAAGCCAUCUUGUACUUUUGCCUGCAAAGUCACACAAAAUGUUCAUAGUAUGGAAGGAAGUAAUUUGUGUCAAUACAUCCAGCCUGUUUCUGAGGGGCAGGAGCGUGGCAGUACAAAAUGUUACAUUUUGUUAGUUUCUGUUUUUUGUUGUUUUUCAUCCUUUGAACACAUCUCUAUCACAUAAAUUCAUGCAGACGUGUGGGGAAAAUAACACAAAUACAGAAAUACCAUCGGUUCACCAAUUCCUUGUAAUCUUCCAUUUAGUUUGUCUCUCGGGGGAAAUGUUGAGCAAUUUAAGAUUCUUCAGUGAAAGACGAACCCCAGAUUCCAUUCCAUCUCCAACUUGUCAGUUUUGUACACUGAAACAUUUUCUAAUGGGACCUGCUGUAACUUCACUGCACAUGUAUGCUUAUUUUAGAGUCCAUACUUAGUUUUGGGAAGACAUUAACACAGCAACAAUUACAACAACGGCAUACAAAUAAAACAGAAAAACUCAACUGUCACUUGUCUUUGUCACAGUUGUUUUAGCCCUACUCUAAUUAUUUCACUCUGGAAAGUUAUGCAAGAAAUUGUGCUACAGUAAAAUCAGUUCACAUUACAACAACUGUCAAAUCUUUGACAUUUUUUUUUCCCUAGUAAAGAUGCUUGUUUUAAUAUUCA